GGCAUCGACUCGACAGACUCCGGACCAUGGAGAAGGCACGGGAGCAGUGGGAGAACCCGCUGCAGUUCUUGUUAGCCUGCAUCUCCUACUCUGUGGGCCUGGGCAACGUGUGGCGCUUCCCCUACCUGUGCCAGAUGUACGGCGGCGGUAGCUUCCUGGUCCCUUACCUCAUCAUGCUUGUUGUGGAGGGAAUGCCACUCUUGUACCUGGAGCUGGCAGUGGGGCAGCGCAUGCGGCAGGGCAGCAUCGGCACCUGGAGAACCAUCAGCCCCUACCUCGGAGGUGUUGGUGUGGCCAGCAUGGUGGUGGCCUUCCUCACAGCCACAUACUACAAUACCAUCAAUGCCUGGAGCUUUUGGUACCUCUUCAACUCCUUCCAGGAACCCCUGCCGUGGUCUGUCUGUCCCCUGAAUGAAAACCUCACUGGCUAUCAGGAGGAGUGUGAGAAAGCUUCAUCCACACAAUACUUCUGGUACCGGAAGACCCUCAACAUCUCACCAUCCAUACAGGACAGCGGGGCUGUGCAGUGGGAGCCGGCGCUGUGCCUCAUCCUGGCCUGGAUGAUGGUGUUCCUGUGUACCCUACGGGGCACCGAAACUGUGGGCAAGGUGGCCUAUUUCACUGCACUGCUGCCCUACUGUGUGCUCAUCAUCUACCUGGUCAGAGGCCUCACCCUCCAUGGAGCCACCAAUGGCCUGAUGUACAUGUUCACUCCCAAGGUCGAGCAGCUGGCCAACCCCAAGACCUGGAUCAAUGCAGCCACACAGAUCUUCUUCUCUCUUGGCCUGGGCUUUGGCAGCCUGAUCGCUUUUGCCAGCUACAACGAGCCUUCCAACAACUGCCAGAAGCACACCAUCAUCGUGUCCCUCGUUAACAGUGCCAGCUCCAUAUUCGCCAGCGUGGUAACCUUCUCCAUCUAUGGCUUCAAGGCCACCUUCAACUAUGAAAACUGCUUGAAUAAGGUGAUUCUGCUGCUGAUCAAUUCUUUUGACCUUGAAGAUGGCACUGUGACAGCCAGCAACCUGGAACAGGUAAAAGACUACCUGGCUUCCACCUACCCGAGCAAGUAUAGCGAGGUCCUCCCACAUAUGCAAAACUGCAGCUUGGAAUCGGAGCUGGACACGGCUGUCCAGGGCACAGGCCUGGCCUUCAUCAUCUAUACCGAGGCCAUAAAGAACAUGGAGGUGUCACAGCUGUGGUCGGUGCUCUACUUCUUCAUGCUUUUGACGCUGGGUGUGGGGAGCAUGCUGGGCAACACAGCAGCCAUCCUCACCCCUCUGACUGACAGCAAGGUCAUUUCCAGCUACCUGCCCAAGGAGGUCAUCUCAGGUCUGCUGUGCUUCGUCAACUGUGCCAUCAGCCUGCUAUUCACCAUAGAAGCUGGGAGCUACUGGUUCGACAUCUUCAAUGACUAUGUGGCCACACUGUCCCUGCUGCUCAUCGUACUGGUAGAGACAGUCGCCGUGUGUUACGUGUACGGGCUGAGGAGAUUUGGAGCCGAACUCGAAGCCAUGACUGGCUGUGCCCUCAACUGGUACUGGAAGGCCUUGUGGGCGUUCGUGAGCCCACUGCUCAUCGUGGGCCUCUUCUUCUUCUACCUGACUGACUACAUCCUCUCAGGGACCCUGCAGUACCAAGCCUGGGACGCCACCCAGGGCCGGCUGGUGACCAAGGACUACCCCACCUACGUCCUGGCAGUCAUCGGCCUGCUCGUGGCCUCCUCCAUCAUAUGCAUCCCGCUGACGGCCCUGGGGACUUUCGUCAUGCGGCGCCUGCGGAGGGGCGGCUCGGCCUCUGUGGCCUGAGACCUGAGCCGCGGAGACUGCGCCCCACCGGAAGUGACGAGCACCCAAACCGGAAGUCCUCCUUCCGCCCCAGAAGGUGCGAGGGCAGCGCGCUUCGAGAGGACUCUGGCCAGCCCCAGGAGACAGCCCCUCCCCUUGCUAGCAGCCCAGGUCGAGCCUUGCAGCCUCCCCAAAUCGGCUUCCUCAGGGCGCACCUGAGGAAGGUGGCUUCCAGACUCUACAGAGUCCUCUGACCGAGGCGCCGAUGACACGGUACUUCUGAGAUCAAAUUUAGGCAGUUUAGGGUUGAGGCUGAAGAAGCACCAAAAUAGUAGAUAAUAAUCAGUUUUAGUUCAGUUGAAGGAAUUUUGAAGUGCCUGAGGUGACAGAUUUGAACACUUAGUUUGAAUUCUUUUUUUAGGCAUAAUGAAUUUACACAAUUUCAGGGUUCCCUUGCACGUUUCACGUUCACACGACUGACCUGGCCAUGAGUGAGACCUUUGUUGGGGACUCACACACCUCACCUUUGUCUGACCUAGGGUCUCUGGAGUGCUCAGGACCACCCGUUUACAGAUUUACCCCAGGACUGCUCCCAAGCCCCACCUGAGGAGUCUGCAGAGUCACCCAUCUGUGACCUCUCAGCACCCUGCAGAGGUUGUCAGACCCCACCAUGAGGGCGAGAGUGUUCAGCUUCCCAGGGACUUAGUGUUGUAUUUGGACAUCAUUGCUAACUCUAGACCACCCCAGCGUCAUAAUCAGCCUACAUUAUUUAUCUGUACAUAAGAAAAAAUUCUAAUGUAUAUAAUUAAAACAGAGCAUCUUAUAACUGAAAACACCUUAUUUAUGAUUCUGCCAUGUGAAUUUGUCUUCC
Messenger RNA from Octodon degus (degu), 2655 nucleotides. RefSeq names its product sodium- and chloride-dependent transporter XTRP3. Gene Ontology annotation, biological process: sodium ion transmembrane transport. NCBI's taxonomy places the organism in Eukaryota, Metazoa, Chordata, Mammalia, Rodentia, Octodontidae. The record is from RefSeq and is a predicted model, not a curated record. The coding region runs from base 27 to 1805 and encodes 592 amino acids. Gene Ontology annotation, molecular function: L-proline transmembrane transporter activity. Gene Ontology annotation, cellular component: plasma membrane. The transcript is spliced from 11 exons.